This is a messenger RNA of Prorocentrum cordatum, 465 nucleotides long. The record is from the annotation of a GenBank genome assembly. NCBI's taxonomy places the organism in Eukaryota, Dinophyceae, Prorocentrales, Prorocentraceae.
AUGGCCGCGGCGGCGCCCGCAGCAGCCCCGCCGAACUCGGGGACGGUCCGAGAGAGCUGGUGCACCCUGAGCACGAUCCGGUUUGCGGAGCUGUGCAACGCCGUUCACGAGAAUGGAGUGCUCAUGUACGCUACCACCGCUCUCGCAGCCAACCGCGGAGGCAUGAGGCUGUUCUUCGAGCGCAGCGCCACACCUGGGUUCCAGGACGGUGGACAAGGCUUCGACACCACGGUGAUGGUGAGGUCUAUCCUGUUGCGCGGGUUCGACAAGCAGUGCGCCGACAUGAUCGGUGAGUUCAUGGAGAAGCAUGGUGUCAAGUUCGCUCGCGGGAUGGUGCCCGACAAGUUCGAGAAGACAGCCGACGGCAGAACCAAGGUGUUCGUCAACGGCGAGGUCUUCGGCGAGUAUGACACCGUGCUCAUGGCCAUCGGCCGCACCGGCUGUGCCGGCUGGCUGAACCUGAAG